This is a messenger RNA of Closterium sp. Naga37s-1, 1719 nucleotides long. The record is from the annotation of a GenBank genome assembly. Lineage: Eukaryota; Viridiplantae; Streptophyta; Zygnematophyceae; Desmidiales; Closteriaceae.
AUGGCACUCUGUAAGACUCCUGGUGUGUCACCCUGGACCACAGGGGAUUUAUCUGAUAUCGCGCCCAUAUUACCUGCCCUCCUCCACCCGAUCUGUCCCACUCUCCUGCACUUCAUCCCAGUCCACCGCUCUCCACCGCUCUCCACCCCUGUCAGGCAGGACUCGACAGGGGCCAAGGGACAACGGCUCAAAGAGGCGAACGCCAUCAACAAGUCCCUCUCCCACCUCGGACUGGUGAUGCUGAAGCUGGAAGAGGCGGCAGGAAAGAAGAAGUUGGAAGAGAAGACGGGGAAAAAGAGGCCUCCUGACCACGUGCCGUACCGUGAUUCUAAGCUCACCCACCUCCUCAAGGACUCCCUUGGCAGGGACUUGUCGCACCACGAGUCGCUCAGCACGCUCAGGUUCGCAGACGGGGCAAGGAAGGUGUGCAACAAGGCAGUGGUGAAUGAGGCCGCGGUGGGCCAGCAGGACGCCCUGCAGAAGGAAAACGCGCAGCUCAAGGACAAGAUUCACCGCAUGUGUGAGCUCUGCACCUGCGGAGCCCAUCUGCGCCUGGGAGAGGGGUUAGCAACAAUGGAGGAGGGGGAGGGCGAGGGGGAAGUGGUGGAGGGGGAGGAGGAGCAGCAGGCGGUAAGUGGGUUGGAUGCUGUGAAGAGUGGUGCGGAAACCGGCAUCAACAGGAAUCUUGAGUCAGCGUUUUCCUGUGCCAAGGGGCUUGACACUCCCCUUUCCACAAGGGGCAUGGCUGCAGCAAGGAGGGGGGAAGCCGGAGGAGCUGAGGUGGCAGGCAAGGUGGCUGACGUGGUGGCAGCACGAGAGGAGAGAAUGAGGGGGGGAGAGGAGGUGAGGAGGUUGACGGAAGAGAGGGAUGAGCUUCUGAGGAAGGUAGAGGAACUGGAGCGAGUGGAGGAGAGGAGGGUACAAGAGGAUGCGCUGUCACUUCAGGAAGCAGCGAGGGAGGUGAAGGAGGCACAGGAAGAGGCGGAAGCAGUGGCAGCGGAGAGAUCGAGGGAGAAUCUGGUGAGACAGGAGGAGGAGAGAAUGAGAGAGAUGCUGGCGGGGCGGAAGAGGAUGGCGGAGGAGAGAGAUGAGAUCUCGAGGAAGGUAGAGGAAUUGGAGGAGAGGGUUCGAGUGGCACAGAGGAGGGCGGAAGAGUAUGCGCUGACAUUGAAGGAAGCAACAAGGAAGGUGCAAGAGGCACAGGAAGAGGCGGCCGUGGCAGGGGAGAGAGCGCGAGAGCGAUUGGCAGGGAAGGACGAGGAGGUAAAGAGGGUGAGGGAGGAGAGAGAUGAGGUACGGCAACAAGUGGGUGAGCUGGUGAGGAGGGUAGAGAAAUCGGAGGAGGAGAGAGGGCGAGUGUUGGAGGAGGUACAGAGGGUGAGGGAGGAGAGAGGUGAGGUACAGGAACAAGUGGGUGAGCUGGUGAGGAGGGUAGAGGAAGCGGAGGAGGAGAGAGGGCGAGAGGUGGAGGAGAUGGUACCGCAGGCUAUGUUGGAAGGGGUGGGUGAGAUUGUUGCGUCUGGAAGUGUGGUGGCAGUAGUGCACAGAGAGGAGGUGGGGGUGAGCAGCCCUGCGUGUGUUGCUGUUGCAGCUGCUGUUGGAGGUGGUGGGUAUUUGGGAGGCACGCCUGCAAGAGCAUUACCAGGAGUGCCAGCAGGAGCACCAGCAGGAGUGCCAGUGGUGGAUCUGACUAUUGAGUCGGCUCAAAACAGCAGCUGA